CACGCAUGGCCCUUAUUUAAGGCGACCCGCUUUGGCAAAGACAGCCUUGUGACACACCGCGUUCGGCACGACGACGAGACGACGACAGCAAUAGAGCGCAGUGCUAUGGACGGAGCCAAGAGUCCGUUCGCGCGCAAGAGUCCCAAGACGCCGUCCGGGCGCUUCGACUUUGGCCAGCCCCCGCUCGCGAUCUCGCAGAUCAUCCACCCCGACGACUGGGUCGACCAUGGCCAUCGCCGCAAGUGCUAUGUGUGCGCCAAGGUCUUCAACAAACUCCUGCGCCGCAAGCACAACUGCCGCAUGUGCGGCGAAGUCAUUUGUAGCAAGUGCCGUGUGCCCCAGCGCCUCGUGCUCGCGCGGCACGAGCAGCCGACGGUCGCACAGGUCUGCCUCGUCUGCGUCCAGAAGAUACCUGUGAUGCACGCCCCGGUGGACGCGCGCCGCCCGGACCGGCGCAGCUCGGGCCACACAGUCAUCUCGGAUGUGCACGACCCGUCGCAUUCGUCGUCGUCGUUCUUUGUCUUCCACGAUGACCACAUGAGCGUAACGAGCCAAAGCAACAUCAGCAGCGCGUAUAGCAACGAGACGGAGAUGCAACUUUGCAGCUACCGCCUCGACUAUGACUGGGAGUACCCGUGGCCCAAGCCGCCGCCCGUGCCAUCGCCGGUCGAGAAGCAGACGACCGAGAUGCUCCAGCUGCUCGACAUACUCGACUCGCCGCGCGAAGAUGCGUUUGACCGCAUCGCUUCGAGUGCGCGCAAGUCGGUGUCGUCGCACUGCAAGGCUGCGUGUGUUGCGUUUAUGGACUACAAGCACCAGCGCCAGUGGUUCAAAGCGUAUCUGGGCCUCGGCCAAGCCGAAAUGCCCGCCAUGGUGUCGUUCUGCGCCCACACCAUGUACCUCUUGGACGUGACGGUCGUCCUCGACACGGCGAGAGAUGAGCGCUUCUGCAAGAACCCCCUCGUGACCACCGAGAGCACGAGCUUUCGCUUCUACGCGGGCGCACCGAUCAUAGUCGAAAACGUGUGCAUCGGCACGGUGUUUGUCGUCGACUCGGAGCCGCGCUCAAGUCUGAAUGACGUCGAUACGCUCAAGCUCACCAAGCUCGCGCAGCUCACGUCACAGCUCCUUUUAGAGCGCAAGAUGUUGCCUGCGCACUGCAGCAUCAAGGGCGGCGUGCGGUCCAUGAAUCGGUCGUCGUCGGCGCCGUCGAUGGACCAGAUGACGCUCGACCGGCAGCAGGACGAGAUCAAAGAGAUGGCCAAGGUGCGGAAGCGAUCGCUCGAGCCCGCGCCCAUCUCACUACCGCCCCCCAGCACGCCCCCGAGUACGCCGUUAGCGGCAGCAGUCGUGCCCUCGACGGAAGGCGUCUCGCCGUCCAUGGAAGCCAUGCUGAUGAAUUUAUUGAGCAAGACGACCGAGACGCAGCAGCAGAUCGCGACGCAGCAAGGCACGCUCUUUGGAAAGCUCGAAGAACACAAUACGCAAAUCUCCAAGCUCGCAGAAGCGGUCGCGCGCAUGGAAGCCAAGUUGUCGACCGAAGACGACUCGCCAACGGCGUAGGAUCUGCGACAGUCGUGAUAACCAAGUCGUCGUAACAGUAGUAUGUGCACGUUUUCGCUUCACUUUUGCUUGAAGUCUCGUGCUGAUACUCAGUACAUGCAGUAUGUCAUUA
Molecule: messenger RNA, 1675 nt
Organism: Saprolegnia diclina VS20
Lineage: Eukaryota; Oomycota; Saprolegniomycetes; Saprolegniales; Saprolegniaceae
Exons: 3
Coding region: 106-1563 (485 amino acids)
Molecular function (GO): metal ion binding; protein binding
Source: RefSeq, a predicted model, not a curated record